AUGCCAAUUGAGAUUGAAUCGCCAGAGGAAUAUGGCUACGAUAAGAUCAAGUUCAAUCUCUCUGAGAGCUCCAUCGCGGACCAGUCCUUAGGCUCUCUUGGAUUAACCAUUCCCGACCUUACUCUCCUCUAUAAUGAACAUAAGGGGAGUACCGAGCUGCGAGCAGCCAUUGCUGCCGACGCUGGCCUGAGCGCGGAUGAUGUUCUCAUAACUGGUGGUGCGGCCGGAGCUCUCUUUAUCAUCUCAACAUCUCAGCUGUCUGCACAAGAUCAUAUUGUUGUGGUUCGACCAAAUUAUGCAACCAAUCUGGAAACACCGAGGGCAAUUGGCUGCGACAUCACCUUUGUGGAUCUUAAGUUUGAGUCAGGCUUCGAACCAGACCUCUCUUUCAUCGAACAAGCAAUCACACCAAAGACCAAGAUCGUCUCCAUAACUUGCCCGCAUAACCCAACAGGAACGCUGCUGUCUAGGGAAUCUCUAGAUCGCCUUGUUGCCAUCACCAAGCAGCAAAACUGUUUGCUUCUCGUUGACGAGACCUACAGAGAUGUCAAGUACGGCCGGCAGCUCCCUGUCGCAGCCUCACUCGGUGAUCAUGUCUUGAGUGUAUGCUCUCUAUCGAAAUCAUAUGGCGUGCCAGGAAUUCGACUUGGCUGGGUCAUAACCCAGAACAAGAAGCUUCAGGAGACGUUUUUGGCAGCCAAGGAGCAGAUAAGCAUCAGUGGCAGCGUUAUUAAUGAAUGGAUUGCGACGCAGCUGCUCCUGAAAAGAGAAACCAUUCUUUCUGCUACAAAUGAGGAGAUGGCAAUUCGCCUGCAGAUGGUUCGGUCAUGGAUUGAGAAAGAGGAACUCUUGGAGUGGGUGGAGCCAGUGGGCGGCGUAGUUUGUUUCCCUAGCAUGAAGAAAGAGCCGGUAGGCGGCACGGAUGCAUUCUACGACAGGCUGUUGAAGAAGUAUAAGACAUACGUCGGCCCUGGACACUGGUUUGAGAUGCCCGAUACGCAUUUUCGCUUGGGCUUUGGUUGGCCCACAAGAGAAGAGCUUCUUGGUGGCAUGGAUGCGAUUUCCAAGGCGCUGCGAGAUGCUGAUAGCUAA
Molecule: messenger RNA, 1092 nt
Organism: Trichoderma harzianum CBS 226.95
Lineage: Eukaryota; Fungi; Ascomycota; Sordariomycetes; Hypocreales; Hypocreaceae
Exons: 1
Coding region: 1-1092 (363 amino acids)
Biological process (GO): biosynthetic process
Molecular function (GO): pyridoxal phosphate binding; catalytic activity
Source: RefSeq, a predicted model, not a curated record